Molecule: messenger RNA, 429 nt
Organism: Nerophis lumbriciformis (worm pipefish)
Lineage: Eukaryota; Metazoa; Chordata; Actinopteri; Syngnathiformes; Syngnathidae
Source: RefSeq, a predicted model, not a curated record
AUGAAGAUUUAUUUUUGCGCGAGCAUCCGUGGCGGAAGGGAGGACGCGCCCGUGUACGAGCACAUCGUUAAGACGCUAGGAAACUUCGGCGAAGUUCUGACGGAGCACGUGGGAGACCGCCACCUCACCGACACAGGUGAGGGGCUACGGGACGGCGCCAUCCACGAUCGGGACCUGGUGUGGCUGAGACAAGCCGAUGCGGUGGUCGCUGAGGUGACGCAGCCGUCGCUGGGCGUGGGCUACGAGCUGGGUCACGCUUACCUGCUGGAGAAGAAAAUCCUCUGUCUCUUCAGACCGUCGUCGGGCCGGAGGUUGUCGGCCAUGAUCAGAGGAGCGGCGGACGGCGAGCGGGUCCAGGUGAUCGAUUAUCACGGCCUGGACGACGUGAACGAGAUUUUGGAGCGCUUCUUUAAAAUGGAAGCUCGCUGA